Molecule: messenger RNA, 3645 nt
Organism: Symbiodinium sp. CCMP2592
Lineage: Eukaryota; Dinophyceae; Suessiales; Symbiodiniaceae
Source: the annotation of a GenBank genome assembly
AUGCGAGACAUGUUCGCAAAGGAGACGGACAUGUACCGGUCGGAGUUGAAGGUGACCAGGGACGAGAAAAACGCGCUGGAAGAGGAGCUCAAAAAGUCGCAGGACCGCUGCCGAGAAGAACGGACUGCUGGGCUCAAGCCUAAAAGUCUGUGUAUUUCUGUCUAUCUUCACUGUCCACUGCAUGAUGAUGACGGACGACCAGAUUUUCCAACAUCUGGACAAACUAGUUGUGUCAAUGCUCUCACCCGUCCUGCUCGACCGGCAGUUUCUGAUCAUGAACUGCGACGAAGAUUCCGACGACGACGGCGGCUGAGGCCGAGAUUCAGAAACACCAACCGGACCAUGCGGGCUUGUCUGCGGCGUGCCUCUGGGAAGUCCAAGGCUUGUCCGCACCACGCAGAUCUCGCACCUCAACGAGGCGGCAUUGCAAAGCUGAAGGCCUUGGCGUCGAAAGGCAAGGGCAGAGCGGUUCUCGAGGUCUUGGCUGCCAUGCAGGGAGUUUCUGUUUUUCAUGUCAAUGCCAGCAUGACGGCGUUUGGGAAAGCCACACACUGGCAGGCUUGCAUGGAGCUCUUCUUCUCCCUCCCAGAGCUGAAAGCCACCCCCGACGUGGUGACUUACAGUGCCGCCAUUUCCGCCUGCCAGAAGGGUGGGCAAUGGCAACUGCCUCUGGAGCUCUUCGAGAGGGCCGAGAAGACCAUCAGCCCAGACGUCGUUCUCUUUGGUGCCGCACUGGGUGCAUGUGAAGUCGGCGCUCAGUGGCAAUCAACAUUACGGAUGUUGCAGGACAUGCAGACGACCCGCAUCAGCCAAAAUAGCAUUAGCUACAAGGCUGCCAUCGGGGCCUGCGGCCGUGCUGAAAACUGGCAAGUGGCGGUGCAUCUCUUUCGAGAAAUGCCCAGGGCUGCCAUCACUCCGAAUGUAAUUAUUUACAACACCACCAUCACUGCCGCUGAGAAGGCGGGGAUGUGGCCGUGGGCAUUGGCACUGUUCGAUGAGAUCAAAGCCGUCAACCUGCAGCCCAACAUCAUCAGCUACAGCGCCACAAUCAGUGCCCUUGCCAGGCCUGGCCACUGGCAGCUCGCCCUGCACUUUUCCGAAGACCUGAAGCGUGCGCAGCUGUCUCCCAAUGUGUACAGCUAUGGCGCCGUCAUUAAUGCUUGCGAGAAGGCCGCAGAGUGGCAAGUCGCGCUGGCUCUGCUAAGAGAGGCGGACAAUGUCGCACCCAACACGGUGGCGUACAACGCAGCCAUCUCCGCAUGCGCGAAGGCUGGGCACUGGCAACAUGGACUGGCUCUGUUUACUCGCAUGGCGCAGGCUCAGCUGAACCGGGACGUUUACAGCUACAAUGCGGCCAUCAAUGCGUGUGAGCGUGCAGGAAGCUCCGCAAUGGCCAUGACCCUGCUCGACUCCAUGGCAUCCGAGACGAUCACACCAACGGCAAUCAGCUACAAUGCAACGAUCAGUGCCUGCGAGAAAGACUCCAGCUGGCAGCAAGCACUGACCUUGUUCUUCGGCUUGUUCGGCCUACUGCCGGCCAUUGCCCCUACAAUCGUGAGCUACGGCUCCGCAAUCUCCGCAUGUGCAAGCGGUGCGCACUGGCCUCUGGCAUUGCAUCUGCUCGCGGACAUGCCUACAGCUCUUCUCCAGCCCAGCACAAUUUGCUACACAGCUGCCAUGAGCGCUUGCGAGCAUGGAGAUCAGUGGAGACUUUCGCUUGCUCUGUUCGACCAAAUGGAGCGCUCUGGUGUCGAUGCGGACCUUUGCAGCUACAAUGCGGUGGCCGGUGCCUGUGGCAAAGGCGGUCAGUGGCAGAUGGUAUGCCAGAUGUUCGAUCGCAUUUGCAAAGCCAGCUUUUCACCAGAUGUUUACACAUACAAUGCAGCCAUAGACGCAUGCACAAGAAGCGAUGAGUGGCAGCUUGCCCUGCACCUCUUUGCACGCAGCGCGGGCCUCAAUUCAGCCAGCGUGAAUGCUGGGCUAGCUGCAGCUGGGGAACGAGAUGUGGGCAUGAGAAUAUUCGAGAAGGAACACCAGAUUUACCCUCGGCUGCUGGCAAAGGCAGUGGACAUUCUGGAUCUCCACGAUUGUAACUCUGAGGCUGCCAAGCUGGCAGUCCGAUGGUGGCUCUCCCAGGUGGUCCUUCCGAUUCUCUUAAAAUACGGAGACCGCAAGUUCAUCCUCGUCACGGGCUGGGGGAAGUCCAAGCCAGCUCGGAAAGGCACUGGCAGCGACGUGCAGGAAGCUGUACUCUCGCUGCUAUUGUCGUGCGGUUUGCCAACCAAGGUCCAGGACCACAACAAAGGUCGGCUUGAAGUGCCAGACAAGGGGCCGGACAGGCAGGGGGAACUUGUCUGUACCAGCAUGGACCCAGCGGACUUUGAAAGCAGGAUGGAGAGGUACAGAGAUGAGGUGCAGUAUCUUCGCCAGAAGUGCGAUGAGAAGGAGAAGCGGUGCGAGCAGCUCAUGGCAGAGAAGGGUGCACUUUCUGUGGCGCCCGUGGGCUACCCGAAUGUGGGGAAGUCCUCCCUCUUCAACGCUUUCGCGGGUGCUGCAGUGGCCGCAGCGGAGAACUUCCCAUUCUGCACCAUCGAGCCCAACAUCGUCAAGGUGGGUGUGCCGGACCCGCGACUGGAUCGCUUGGCCGAGCUCUUUUCGUCUCAGCGAACGGUUCCUGGGCAAGUGGAAAUUCGAGACAUUGCCGGCCUGAUUAAGGGCGCCAGCACUGGAGCGGGCAUGGGCAACGCCUUCCUGAGCCAGAUCCGCGGCGUGCAGGUGGUCUUCCAUGUGGUUCGCUGCUUCAGUGACCAGAAGGUUGUGCACGUUGAGGACCCCAUCAACAUCGACCCAGUCAAGGAGUACGAGUCCAUCCUCGAGGAGCUGGUAAUUGCAGACCUCGAGUACGCCUCGAAAAGACUACCGGCUUUGCGGAAGAAGGCCACGACGGCGCCAUCUACUGGAUCGGAUCCAGCAAAGAUGCUUGCUAUCUACGAGGAGAUCUUGAAGUGCCUCGAGGAUGGCAAGCCAGCGCGUUACGCCCUCGCCCGUCAAGACGAAGACUGUUUGUCGCCCAGUGACGACUUCCUCGCGCAGCUGAUCACUGCGAAGCCAGUGGUUGUCCUGGCCAACGUUGCCGCAGAGGACGCCGCAAAUGGCAACGAGUUCACGGCCCGCUUGGCGGAGCAUGUGCAGACUGAUGCCCAGGCCCUGGGCGGGCUAGCGAGCCGAUUCAUCAUUGUGUCAGCCCAACUAGAAGCAGAAGUUGCAGCGCUGGAUGACAAGGACUUUCAAGCAGAGUACCUGGAGUCCUUCGGUCUGGACACCAACUCGCCCAGGGCUCUGAGCCGAGUCCUCGCCGAGAGUCAGAGCCUUCUCAAGCUGAUCUCCUUCCUCACCGUCGGCGAGAUGGAGGCUAGGGCUUGGUUCGUGCCCCUGGGCUCCCGCGCCCACGAGGCAGCCGGCGCGAUCCACUCCGACUUCACCAAGAACUUUGAGCAAGCAGAGAUCUGGUCCUACGACGACUUGAUCAAGCACGGCAGCAAAGAAAAAUGUCGCAAAGCGGGAGUUGCACGGCUGCAGGGCAAGGACUACAAGGUCCAGGAUGGUGAUGUGCUCGAGUUCCGGAUCAAGAAAGCGCGGUCAUGA